AUGGAUCCAAUGGGUGGCCCCCAUGCCCACUCUCAGCACGAACCCAUCAGCUUUGGAAUAGACCAGAUCUUGAACAAUCCGGAUCAAGGAAGCUGCAUGAUCCCGAAUUCGCGGCUGCAGGACGUUGACUACGGUCUGGGGUGCAUGGUGAGCGGGAGUUACAGCAACGUGCCGGUCAAUUACGCCAACAACGGCGGCGGCGGCGGCUACAACAGCGCCUGCAGUCUGGCCUCGCUGGCCAGUCCGUACGGCGUCAACCUGGGCAUGAACAGCAACGGCCUGAACCCAGCCGGUGUCAUCAGGGUUCCUGCCCACCGGCCCAUGGCCACCGGCGUUCCCCAGCCCAUGUCGGCGGCAAGUGCGCCCGGCCCCGCCGCCAACAACGGCCUGGGCAACAUGACGUUCCCGUGGAUGGAGAGUAACCGGAGGUACACAAAGGACAGAUUCACAGUGGCUCUUUCGCCGUUCACCGUGACCCGGAGGAUAGGUCACCCGUACCAAAACCGGACUCCGCCGAAGAAGAAGAAGCCGCGGACGUCGUUCACCCGGCUCCAGAUCUGCGAGCUGGAGAAGCGCUUUCACCGCCAGAAGUACCUGGCGUCGGCCGAGAGGGCAGCUCUGGCCAAGGCGCUGAAGAUGACGGACGCUCAGGUCAAAACCUGGUUUCAGAACCGGAGGACCAAGUGGAGGCGGCAGACGGCGGAGGAGAGAGAGGCGGAGCGACAACAAGCGAACCGCAUCCUGAUGCAGCUUCAGCAAGAAGCCUUCCAGAAGUCGCUGAGCCAACCCAUCCAGCCCGACCCCAUCUGCCUGCACAACGCCUCGCUGUUCGCGCUGCAGAACCUGCAGCCCUGGUCCGACGACAGCGGCAAGAUCGCCUCCGUCACCUCGGUGGCCGCAUCCUGUGAAUAG
Messenger RNA from Pristis pectinata (smalltooth sawfish), 912 nucleotides. It is a transcript of the gene tlx1, whose product is annotated as T cell leukemia homeobox 1. Gene Ontology annotation, cellular component: nucleus. The transcript has 3 exons. The record is from RefSeq and is a predicted model, not a curated record. NCBI's taxonomy places the organism in Eukaryota, Metazoa, Chordata, Chondrichthyes, Rhinopristiformes, Pristidae. The coding region runs from base 1 to 912 and encodes 303 amino acids. Gene Ontology annotation, molecular function: DNA-binding transcription factor activity, RNA polymerase II-specific; RNA polymerase II cis-regulatory region sequence-specific DNA binding. Gene Ontology annotation, biological process: regulation of transcription by RNA polymerase II; animal organ development.